Messenger RNA from Salvelinus fontinalis (brook trout), 5189 nucleotides. Its product is annotated as progestin and adipoQ receptor family member 3-like. Gene Ontology annotation, molecular function: signaling receptor activity. The transcript has 7 exons. Lineage: Eukaryota; Metazoa; Chordata; Actinopteri; Salmoniformes; Salmonidae. Bases 115 to 1167 code for a protein of 350 amino acids. Gene Ontology annotation, cellular component: membrane. The record is from RefSeq and is a predicted model, not a curated record.
CUGGGUCCAUCACUGAUGACGUCAGAGGAAUUGAUGAUUUGGAAGAUGGGAACCUGCUUGUGUUUUGAUGUGUCUACUGUUGUUGUAAACGUGGCUAUUACGAGGUCCAAAUAAAUGUACAGUAAUUCAUACAAGAAAUAUCUGAAUGGCUCUAACUACGCGUACACCAAACUGAAAGCAGAUGACUGUGAUGCAGCGGUGACACCUAAACGUUCCUGUAGUUCCACCAUGCCUCAGAAGCUGAUGAAGAGUGCCCACUACAUCGAGCUGGGGGGGAGAUACCAGUACUGGCCCGUGCUGGUCCCCAGAGGGAUAAGGCUGUACACAUACGAACAGAUCCCAGUGUUCCUGAGGGAUAACCCUUACAUCACAGACGGCUACAGAGCCUACCUGCCCUCCAGGCUAUGCAUCAAAAGUCUGUUCAUCCUGUCCAAUGAGACAGUGAAUAUCUGGAGCCACCUGCUGGGCUUCCUGUUGUUCUUCACGCUGGGGAUCUACGACAUGGCGUCUGUGCUGCCUGCCACCGGGGCCUCCCGGGAGGACUAUGUCAUCUAUUCCAUAGGACUCUUCUGCUUCCAGCUCUGUAUGCUGUGCUCUGUGGGAUACCACCUGUUCUGCUGUCACCGCUCAGAGAAGACCAGUCGCCGCUGGAUGGCUCUGGACUACGCUGGCAUCUCCAUAGGCAUCCUGGGCUGCUACGUACCUGGGGUCUUCUACGCAUUCUACUGCAAUAACUACUGGCGUCAGGUGUACCUGGUGACGGUGCUAGCUAUGAUCCUGGCGGUGUUCUUUGCCCAGAUCCACCCGCACUACCUCAGCAAGCAGUGGCAGCGGCUCCGCUCCAUUCUCUUCUGCAGCGUGGCCGGCUACGGCCUCAUCCCCACCGUACACUGGGUCUGGCUCAACGGGGGCUUCUCUUCGGAGCUCGUACAGUCUUUUAUUCCUCGUGUUCUGGGGAUGUACGUGAUCGCUGCCUUAGCCUUCAUCUUCUACGUCUCGAAGGUCCCUGAACGCUACUUCCCAGGUCAGUUGAACUACCUGGGCUCCAGCCACCAGGUGUGGCAUGUUCUGGUCAUUGUGAUGUUCUACUGGUGGCACCAGGCUGCCCUCUUCAUCUUAACGCACCGCCACAGCCACCCCUGCCCAGACUACACUGUGCACACCUAGGACUGCCCAGAGUAAACUACCCCCAGGCAGACUAGGACUGCCCAGAGUAAACUACCCCCAGGCAGACUAGGACUGCCCAGAGUAAACUACCCCCAGGCAGACUAGGACUGCCCAGGCAGACUAUGACCUAGGACUGCCCAAGCUACCCCCAGCAUGACGAGGACUGCCACAAGCUACCCCCAGCAUGACGAGGACUGCCACAAGCUACCCCCAGCAUGACGAGGACUGCCCAGGCUACCCCUGGUGUAACAGAGUAGGCCUCGUCCAGGCCCAUCCCUGGGCUCGAACCUGGACCCUUAUGCACAACACUCACAAAGCAGCGUUUACCCGUCACCCCACACAAAUAACUACUUCAAGGACUGCUGCUACAAAGACAGAUGGACGGAGCCAGAAUAAGCUUGGGAUCCCACUUCUGCCACCAUGGAGCGGCCAUGCCAGAACCAACCACAACAAGUCAAAUCCCACCCAGUCAACCAUUUUGAAAUGCUUUGGAUAAUAGCAUCUACUAAAUAGAAUAUAUUAUGAAAUGCUCUGGUGACUGGCUGUAGGAUCUUUAGAUAGUGGGAUGAUGUCACACUACUGAAUGAAAUGCUCUGGUGACUGGCUGUAGGAUCUUUAGGUAGUGGGAUGAUGUCACACUACUGAAUGAAAUGCUCUGGUGACUGGCUGCAGGAUCUUUAGGUAGUGGGAUGAUGUCACACUACUGAAUGAAAUGCUCCGGUGACUGGCUGUAGGAUCUUUAGGUAGUGGGAUGAUGUCACACUACUGAAUGAAAUGCUCUGGUGACUGGCUGUAGGAUCUUUAGAUAGUGGGAUGAUGUCACACUACUGAAUGAAAUGCUCCGGUGACUGGCUGUAGGAUCUUUAGGUAGUGGGAUGAUGUCACACUACUGAAUGAAAUGCUCUGGUGACUGGCUGUAGGAUCUUUAGAUAGUGGGAUGAUGUCACACUACUGAAUGAAAUGCUCCGGUGACUGGCUGUAGGAUCUUUAGGUAGUGGGAUGAUGUCACACUACUGAAUGAAAUGCUCCGGUGACUGGCUGUAGGAUCUUUAGGUAGUGGGAUGAUGUCACACUACUGAAUGAAAUGCUCCGGUGACUGGCUGCAGGAUCUUUAGGUAGUGGGAUGAUGUCACACUACUUUGUUCCAGGUGUAGGUUGACCAAGCGCACAGACUCGGCCUGAAAGCUGGCAUUGGGAACAACAAUACGAUACUCCCGAGACUAAUUCUACUUAGCUAGUUGUUUGUAGCUGGAGGAGCAGUGUUUACUCCAGGCCUGGUACUGCCCCCCCCCCCCCCCCCCCCUUUCCAAUCUGCUGCUACAGGAACACACCUAAAGCACUCGCAAGGUCAUUCCUCUGAACAACAUCCUGUUAACUGUUCAUACAGAUGUGUACUUAGUUUUUUUUUUUUAAGUGAACAAUGUUUUGUAGUCUCUUAAUUAAGUGCUUAUCCUGAUCCUAUACCAGGUAGCACUUCUGAUUUAUAUAUUUUUAACAUUUUCUUGUUAGUAACGAAGAGACUUAAUUUGGACUGCAUCAGUAUUCAUUGAUGGUAUAACACUAAUGAGGUGUGUGAAACACUUCACAGGGCAGUGAAGAAAUAUGACAACUUAACUUUGAUUAAAAGCAAUCAUGUUGGGGAGCUUAUUGGCUGAAGUGGUUCCCGCUGAAUGUACUCAGACCCCCUGCCUUAUUCCACAUGUUGUGUUAAAGCCUGAAAUAUAUUUAAUACACAUUUUGAAUGCUGUCACCCAUCUACACACAAUACCCCAUAAUGAAAACGUGUUUUGGGGAAAUGUUAGCUAAUUUAUUGAAAAGUGAAAAACAGAAAUAUCUCAUUUACAUAAGUAUUCAACCCCCUGAGUCAAUACAUGUUAGAAUCACCUUUGGAAGCGAAUACAGCUGUGAGUCUUUCUGGGUAAGUCGCUAAGAGCUUUGCCCAGCUGAAUUGUACAAUAUUUGCACAUCAUUUUUUAACAAAUUCUUUAAACUCUGUCAAGUUGGUUGUUCAUCAUUGCUAGACAGCCAUGUUCAAGUCUUGACAUGGAUUUUAAGUCCAAACUAACUCAGCCACAUUCAAUGUCGUCUUGGUAUGCAACUGUAGUGUAUAUUUGGCCUUGUGUUUUAGGUUAUUGUCCUGCUGAAAGGUGAAUGUGUCUCCCAGAAAGCAGACUGAACCAGGUUUUUGUCUGUUUAGAUAUCCUGUUUCUUUUUAUCCUAAAAAACUCCCUAGUCCUUGCCAAUGACAAACAUACCCAUAACAUGAUGCAGCCACCACCAUACUUGAUGUUGUUUGCUCCAAACAUAACGCUUUGUAUUCAGGACAAAUAUUUUUUAUUCUGUACAGGCUUCCUUUUCAUGCUAGUAUUGUAGAGUAACUACAAUGUUGUUGAUCCAUCCUCAGUUUUCUAUCAUAGUGAAAUCCCUGAAUGGUUUCCUUCCUCACCGGUAACUAAGCUAGGAAGGACACCUGUAUCUUUGCGUAUCGAUACACCGUCCAAGGUGUAAUUAAUAACUUCAACAUAUUCCAAGUUGUUUUUUACCCAUCUACUAGGUUCCCUUCUUUACGAGACAUUGGAAAACCUCCCUGAUCUGUGUUUGAAAUUACCUCCUCGACUGAGGGACCUUACAGUAAUCCCAUGUAAUGUAUGUGUGGGGUAGUCAUAAAAAAAAAUCGCAAUUAUGGCACACAGAGUCCAUGCAACUUCAUGACAUGUUAAGCAAAUUUGUACUCCUGAACUUGUUUAGGCUUUCCAUAACAAAGGGGUUGAAUACUUAUUGACUCAGUGUAACGGAUGUGAAAUGGCUAGCUAGUUAGCGGGUGCGCGCUAGUAGCAUUUCAAACAGUUACGUCACUUGCUCUGAGACAUUAAGUAGGGUUGCCCCUUGCUCUGCAAGGGCCGCGGCUUUUGUGGAGCGAUGGGUAACGAUGCUUCGUGGGCGACCGUUGUUGAUGUGUGCAGAGGGGACGACGUAAAGUUAUACUGUUACAUCAAGACAUUUCAGCUUUUCAUGUUUUGUAAAAAAUAUAAUUCAAUAUUAAUGGGGGUAUUGUGCGUAGACCAGUGACACAAUCUCAAUUUUAUUCAUUUUAAAAUUCAUGCUGUAACACAGUGUAAAAAGUGAAAGGGGUGUGAAUGCUUUGGAUGGAUCUUUUGUUAUGAAUCUAGGCCUAAUUAGACUUUGUUUUGAAGAAAAAUAAGUGAAAUAAAAAGGAAACUUUUUGGUUUUCACAAUAGUGGAAACAAGUAUUUAAGAAUCUCUUUGAAUGUGUGCGCUCCUUUUGAACUUGGCUAUAUUUAUAUAUAUAUAUGUUGUAAUGUCAUUGACAACCGUACUGUAGCCCUUUGUUAUGCAUUGAUUUUGUUUGGGAUAGUCACUGACUUAUGAACGCAUUGCAUUGUAGCAAAUGACACUUAGGUCUAACUAUCAGUAGGAAUAUGUAUAAACAUAUGCUGUUCCGUCGAGCUGAACCUGCAGAUCUGUUGUUCAGGAGGCUAACAAAACAAUGCUCAUAUGAUGUGCUAUUUGACUGUGUUGUCUGUUUUCUUGAUCUGUUAGACUGCUGGGACCUUGUUAGUGUUAAGCUACAGGUGACAUAGACCCUGUCUGCCUUAGAGGAUAAAGCUACAGUCAUGUGUUUAGUUAUUUCUAUUGAAAACCCUACUAGGGUUAUGUGCAAUGACAAUGUUUUGUAAAUGUGUAAUAUUUAACCUUAAAGUUGUAGAAUGACAAGCUUGUAUUUUUCUCAAUAUUUAUAAAAUACUACCCUUGUGAACAGGUUUAUACAUGGGAUCUGGGCGUGUGAUGAUAAAGCAUCUCUGAGUAGGACUGCUGAUCUAGGAUCAAGUCUCGCUGGUCCAUGUAAUCUUCAUUAUAAUCUAAAACUGAUCCUAGAUCAGUAAUCCUACUCUGAGACAGAAUACAGGUCUUGGAAGUGUCUAAAAUCCAUUUUGUCGUAGGUCUUACUUUCUAUGUUUCGUACUCCCAAGUUGUAGUAAUAAAAUACAUAUUGGAUUACA